AUGUAUAAAACGAUUUGCGGGCAUUGUGAGAAACACGGUGAGGCCAAUGCAAGUUCUCUUGAGGGCAAAGGUCAUGGUUCCGCAAUGAAAAAUCUGAAGAAUGUUUAUUUUAUAAAGGGAACUACUCACAAAGUUGCUGAAAACUCUCUGACAGCCCACGACCGGUUUCGCCCUUCUUGGGGCUCAUCAGGUAGGAGGCGCAGUCCCCGAGUUUCCGUUAACCUUAUGACCUACUUCAACCCAAAUUGCACUGUUUUCGAGAAAUACACUCAUUUGCAUAUCAGUUUGGUUUUCGCGGAAGACUCAAGUGGAUUUCUCGUUUAUGAUGUUCUUCGACUGAGUGUGGUGCACACAUGCCGCCUCAUGUUUCAGUCUCUACGAUAUUUGAGAUAUCACAAUGCAUUUCCACAGAAGAAGCUACUCACAAGGUUGCUCAUCUUCGAAAGCCCGUUGCUGAAAAUUCGUCGACAGCCCACGAACGGCUUCGCCCUUCUUGGGGCUCAUCAGGAGGCGCAGUCCCCGGGUUUCCGUCAACCUUAUGUUCUACUUGAAACCAAAUUGCACGAAAUUAGCGAAAUACACACAUUUGCAAACAAAUUUGUUGAGUCGUUCGUAAAAACAGUUUGUCUAGUCUUUAAACACAAGAAGACUGAACUCUUCCCCCACAAUAUCUACUUUAUAAUACUGAGACUCACCUGGAACCCAGCUGAAUCUCUCGUUUGUGAUGUUUCCAGGCAACUGAAUGUGCUGCACCAGGCCGCCUCAUGUUUCAGCCGCUACGAUAUUCGAGAUAUCGCGAUACAUGUUGCUGAAAAUCCAUCGACCGGUUUCGCCCUUUUCGGGGCUCGUCAGCGACUGAAACAUGAGGCGGCCUGCUGCAGCACGUUCAUUUGCCUGGAGACAUCACAAACGAGAGACUCAGCUGGGUUCCAGUUGAGUCUCUCGAAAAACCAAAUUAGUUUGCAAAUGAUGCCUGGUGCCGGAAAAAAGGAUUUCACAGAAGGGAACAUAACAGCUGUAUUCCGAACAAGCGAGUGCGAGAGGGUGAGUGCGUACGAGUGCGGUAAUACAACGGUCUCAAGCUAG
Messenger RNA from Opisthorchis viverrini, 1086 nucleotides. RefSeq lists its product as hypothetical. The transcript is spliced from 8 exons. The record is from RefSeq and is a predicted model, not a curated record. Bases 1 to 1086 code for a protein of 361 amino acids. NCBI's taxonomy places the organism in Eukaryota, Metazoa, Platyhelminthes, Trematoda, Opisthorchiida, Opisthorchiidae.